AAUGCCUUGCCAAGCACUUCUGCGUCCAUCAGUGAUCCUCUCUCUCGGUUCACUACCUUGUUAAAUAGUGUCAUGGAAAAAUUAGAUAAAAGUGCCGGAGCUAGUACGAAUCAGGAAAGUUUUUCUGGUUUUAGUGGUGCUCAUGCGCUUUCCUCAUCCGAUGAGGACAGGGAGAUUCCUGAUCUGUUUAUGGAUGGGGGCUCCGACCCUUUGGAUGAUUUGGAUAAUAUGGCCACAACUAAUCCUGUCGUUGACGAGGAAGAUAAUUCGGAAUUCCUUAGAGCCCUAGAGGAACUGUCCAGCCAUUUUCAUGGAGAGGAGGAAAAAGGUGAACCGUUGUCUGAACGCCUUGCCACCAUACUUAAUGCAAGUUUGAGACGGCGUCCAUCAACUGAGGGCGUAAAAAUGACUUACAAUAAAAUCAAACUUCCCAGCAAUGUACCAAACUUAACUGUUCCCUCUACCAACUCAGCCCUCACUAAAGCCAUGAGUUCUGGCGGGAAGCUCAUAGACACCAGACUUUUUCACACUAAUUCCUUGAUAUCUAAGGCAAUUGUGUCCAUUGCUCAAUGUGUUAGUGAUAUUGGUGAAAGAUCAGGGAAGACUAUUGGCCAUUACCUGGAUGGCUUGAACAAUAGCAUCAGACUAUUGGCUUCUGCUGUCAAUUACAUGAAUCAAUUGCGGAAGGAAGUUGCUCGACUUCACGUAAAUGACUCGGCCUUGGCAGAAUUAUGUCGAUGGGAAUGUGAAGUCGGUAGAGAUACUUUGUUUCCUUUUGACGUCACUAAAAAAUGUGAUGAAAUUCAUAAAACUAAGAGACUUGGAAGGUAUCCCAACCGCCCUUAUAGGACAACCGGACCCAGGAGGUUCACACAAAUUAGGCGACCUUACAACAGGAGGCCUUACUAUCAGCAGAGGGGAGACUCAAGGAAUUCGAGGCCUUUUUUAGGGAAAAUGGCAUCCCAAGGGAGGGGGAUGCACCCACACCAUGCCUCCCAUUAAGACCGCCUGAGCAUAAUUGGCAGGGUCCUGCACAAGAUUCAGGAAGACAGGGCGACAAUUCUGACUAUUCUACCUCUAUGGCCAACCCAGGUGUGGUUCCCCAAGGCCCUUCAGUUACUGGCAGCCUCGCCUUUGCUCCUUCCUGCCAACCCUCUACUGCUGCCACAGGACCCGAACCCCUUUUGCUGCUGCCUCACGCGAUACCCUACGGCGAUGGACCAAAGAUCUUAUGCGUGCUGCCGGUCUUGACCUUAACAUCUUUUCUCCUCAUUCUACCAGAUCGGCCACAUCCAGUAAGGCUGCUGUCACAUUGCCGCUCUCCACUGUUGUCUCCACAGUGGGUUGGUCCAGCGACUCGACCUUUGCAAAAUAUUAUAGGAAACCCUUAGGGGUAUCUACACAAUUUGCGGAGGCAGUGCUCUCCAGAGAUUGUUAACUUAUUUAUUUAUUUAUUUAUUUAUUUUUUAUUUUAUUUUAUUUUAUUUUUUUUCAUCUGUUGAUGUUUUUUCUGUGUUACUGUUUCUAUGUUAAAGUUUUCCAUGUUAAUAAUUUCCAUGUUUCCAUGUUGAUGCUUCCGUGUUAAAUAAUUAAAUCUUGUUUCAAAACUUAAGAGUUUUUUGGUGUUGGAUGUUAUGGGGAAAAAUAGAGUGUAUAUGUUAGAAAAUUGAACCUUUCCUUUUUCCACCUACCUAUUGUUCUUUGUUGAAUAUGUGUUACUACCACUGCCUGAAGGUUUGAGGAAUCACUCUAAAGCUCUCGUUGAAUGCCUCGGUGACGUCAGUUAAAUAUUGUGACGUGAAAUUGUAAGAUUAAACGAGUACUUACCAAGUAUGAAGUUUGAUCGUAAUUUCACGAACAUUUAACUGCGUCACUGAGGUAUUAAACGCCCUCCCCUUUUUUCCCUACCCUCUCUUGGAGCUUCAUAUUUCAUGGAAUUUACAUUAAUUAAAAUUUGGUGGGGGUAAUUGGCUGCUUCCUCAAACCUCUCUAAAAAGACUGGCGAUUGUUGACGUGGCGGACAUCUCGUUUAAUACCUCAGUUCGUGAAAUUACGAUCAAACUUCAUACUUGGUAAGUACUCGUUUAAUCUUACAAUUUCACCUGUCAAAUGCAAGUUUUGCGUAAAAGCAAUGAGAGAUUGAUGAUUUGGAUGUAGUUUUGUAUAUUUUUAUGUAUAUUUAUAUGUUUUUAUUAUAAGCUGUCAACAAGGGUACAUAACCUGCAGCUGCUCUACAACCUCCUCUGACCUCUGAUUAUACUCAGAUACAUGUAUAACAAAAAAAAAGGUACAUAUUGAAUGCGUAUACAUGCCCCUGUGCAUUGCACUACUCUAGAAUGAGUGGUGUAACACAGGAAACAUCAUGCCACCACGUGUAUGUCUGCAUCAGACAGUUAUCACCUCCUACAACCAAAAAAAAAAAAAAAAAAAAAAAACUAAAUUUGUGGCUCAUUUCUGGUGCGCACUAAGUUUUGUGUGUAUUUGUACGCGUAUAUAUAUGCGUGCCAGAGGUUAACACAAUGCCCAGACAACCCUCCAGUGACGCACACAAAGGAAGGGAGGGCCUAGGAAGCGCAGAGGAGGUGGGAAGAGGGAGGGAUGAGGGAGGGACAGGGUUGACCAGACCCUCUGUGAAUCACAUGGGGAUGGAGGGGGAUGGACUGCUAGUACACAGCACAAGCCAGCAAUACAAUAGUCAGUCCUGACCUACAGAAAACGCACUUUCCAAUGGUGCUAACGCCAGCUCACUACCUCUUACUGCCAGUUUUUUACAGCCCUUGCUAUAUGUAGGCUGAUCGGCAUUACAGUUUCAAAUUUCACCCGCCGAUAUGUAGGUUGGUCACACGUUAGGGGUUAAAGCAAGAACGUUAAACUGAAUAAAUUGAGAAGGGUCCCUAUCAUCCAUCAAGGGGCCAUUGUUAUGCUCCAUUUGUAGUGAUGGAAACAUUUUUCCUGGUUCUGGCAUCCUUAGUCUUUUUUUCUUAAGUAUUCUAUUUACAACUUGGCCAAGUUCACAGUUAGGUUUUCUAAGCAUCUUUUUUAAUAAUCCUAAAUAGUUCUCAAAGGGAAAUGCAGAAAACUGAUCAAGUUUUCCGUAUUUGGCCACGUUAUCUGGUAAGUGUAUAAGAUUAUGCACAUUAUAAACUACAUGCCUGGAUCCAUGCAACUGUUCAAAAUGCUGUACAAAAGACUUCAGUAUCCUUGCCAAUUCAACAAUGCAUUAGGGAGUGACAGCAAAAAAAUACCUACAUGGAGUAAAAGAAAAUUUUUGUACAUAUUAUCAUCGAUAACCCCUAGCACACUAAUUGGUCCUGUAUAUGACAGAAAUUAUCUCAUUUCAGUAGCUCUGAAUCUGUCAAUAUCUUUAAGUGAUCUUGGUUUCUGUGAGAACUUCAUGGGCAUGUAAGGUGAAAGUUGCUCAAGUCUAUGUGAUAUGUAUUUUUUGUUAUUUGACCCAAUUCUUGUAAGAAGAGGUCCUCUUAAAAAAUAUUUAGCAAUUUCUUCAUUACACCAAGGUAAAUAAGAUGCAUAGGAUCCAAAACAAACUGUGUAACCAGACCAUUGUUAAUAGACAUAAGUGGACUUGUGCCUUUAUGUUGAUCAGGAUCGUUCAUGGAAGCAAAGUCUGCAUCUGGCCUUUUUGGAGCAUUGCUCCUUCAUAGUUUCCAAUUUGAACACAUCUUUGACAACCAAUGUAUCCUGAAUGAGGGACAGUGCAUUUUAGGAAUUGAUGUGCAGGAGCAUCACAUACAAAGGAGUGAAUAAUAACUGAAUAGCUCAAACUUCUGUAUUCCUAACCAUCUUUUAAGAAGAUAAUUUCUGUUAAGAAGUCCUCAAGAUAAGCUGUCACAUCGUUAGAUUUGGUGUUACCCAAAAAAUGCUGAUGGGAUAUGGUUUUGAUGCAGCCUGCAUAUUUCUUGCUGGGAAAAACUGAAUAAGUAUUGGCCAAAACUGUUUUGAAGA
Messenger RNA from Portunus trituberculatus (swimming crab), 3963 nucleotides. RefSeq lists its product as uncharacterized. Bases 73 to 1002 code for a protein of 309 amino acids. The record is from RefSeq and is a predicted model, not a curated record. Lineage: Eukaryota; Metazoa; Arthropoda; Malacostraca; Decapoda; Portunidae. The transcript has 3 exons.